UAAUGGAGACCGCGUGGACUGUAUCUGAAUGCAGCUUCCUCCGGUGUUUCUCUUAUUGCAGCGAUACUGCGUUAACUCUGUAAAUCGGAGGAGUGAGACUUUAAAUAAAUAGCCACUGGGAAGAAAGAGAGGGAUUGAGUGAAAGACCGGGACGGGGGAGUGAGGCAGGAAAACCUAAAUCAGAGAGAACUGAGGGGUUUUGACUCAUGCAAUUCCCCUGAACUUCUCCAUGCUUCAGGCAACGUUUCUAUGAUGUGCCUUCUACAUGGCGUCUUUUUUUCUCAGAACAGCAUAAAGGUCUUCCUUUGGGGAGAUAGGUCUGAUUUCUUAAAAUUAUUUUCUGGGUAACAGAAAAAUUUGGGAGAACUGCGUUUAGCUGCAAACGAGGGAAGCCAGUGCAACAAUCUGGACUGUGAAUGAGAUGAAGUGGAUUUAAGAAAUACAAAUUAUUUUGCAUUGACAAGAAUUUGGUGAAGAUGUCCUUUAUGAAAGUGCCUGUCGUCGAUGUCCACAUUGACAAUUUUAAGGAGAUUUGGCCAUCUAUACUGCUUGCAGUAAGGACAGCGAAUUUCAUAGCUCUUGAUACUGAACUGAGUGGACUUGGGACACGAAAAGCUUUGCUGGCACAGUCAAUUGAAGACCGAUACAAAGCAAUUUGCCAAGCUGCCAGAACUCGUUCUGUUCUAUCUCUUGGGAUAGCAAGUUUCAAAGAGUUAUUAGACAAACCAGGUGGUACCUAUUUGAGUCAGGUGUACAACAUCACCCUCCUGUGCAUGGAUGAAUACAUAAUUGAGCCACAGUCUGUUCAGUUCUUGGUCCAGCAUGGCUUUGAUUUCAAUAAACAGUAUUCUAAAGGAAUUCCAUACCACAAAGGGAACGACAAGCCUAAUGAAUGUCGUGGUCAGAAUAUGAGAGCUCUAUUCCUCGAAAUGAUUCAGUCAAAGAAGCCUUUAAUUCUUCACAAUGGGCUGAUUGACCUGGCAUUCUUGUACCAGUGUUUUUAUGCGAACCUACCAGACCAGCUCACGACCUUCACAGCUGACCUGUUUGAGAUGUUUCCAGCUGGGGUUUAUGAUACUAAAUACGCUUCAGAAGUUGAAACUCGCUUUGUGUCUUCCUACUUGGAAUAUGCCUACAAAAAAUGCAGAAGGGAAAAUACCAGAUUAAUUGACACUAGCAACAAUCAUCUCUCCGUUGAGUUCUGUAACUAUCAACAGGCAUUCACAGGUUAUAUUGACUAUCGGUACUGCAACCUCCCAGAAGCUGAUGAAAAGGUUACAGAAGAGAGUAAAAUGGGGAUAUGUGAACGGUUUUCUGCUUAUGGCUGGUGUCCAAAUGGAAUGAAAUGCUCCCUGUCACACAACACUGACCUAAUUAUUGAUGAAGAUGAACGCAUCAAUGAUAAAAGAAAGAAGAAAAAGGCAAGGAGAAAAAGGAGACAGCACUCAGUGGAAUUGAGCGACAACCCUACUGAAUGCAUAGUUGCAGAAAACAUGGUUCCUACUGAUGUCCCGCCAUCUAAGUUAUUGUGUGACAACGCAAGUGUGGAACCAGAAAGAAUGGACACUGGAGAAAUAGUACAGGAAAAGCCUUUGGGUGAUACACAACUCCCAGGGAUCACCCUAGAUGAGGAAAGUGAAGACCAUCUCUGUGGUGGAGUGGAAACGCAUGGGGAAUUUUUAAGCAACAAUAAAAAGGAAAACAACCCUGAGGAUCAAAAGUGUACAGGAACUAAAUUAAUGGAAAAGAACAAAAUGGAAAAAUAUGAAGGGGGCACCCACCGUGCAGGGUUUGAUGCUUUCAUGACUGGAUUUAUAAUGGCUUACAUUUUGAUGUGGAAAAAUGAUAGCACAAAGAUGGAUCCUUGGCUCCCUGACUGCCACAAUAAACUUUAUCUGAGUGGGAAGGCCAUUCCCUUACAGAUUUGUAAAAGUUCAUUCUCAAAAUCCUCAAAAGCUCACCAGGCCAAGAUUGAAUUGCUCUGGGGAAAGCACUGAGGUCUGAACCAUAAAGAAAUCUAAUGCAACCAUUUUUUUUUAAAUAAACAUUUGAAUUCCAGGAAAACAGCCUACAAGUAUUCUUGUAAACCUGUUCAAAGAAUGUAAUAAAUCUACAGAAAACUU
Messenger RNA from Carcharodon carcharias (great white shark), 2123 nucleotides. RefSeq names its product target of EGR1, exonuclease (gene toe1). The record is from RefSeq and is a predicted model, not a curated record. Bases 477 to 1997 code for a protein of 506 amino acids. Gene Ontology annotation, cellular component: cytoplasm; Cajal body. The transcript is spliced from 8 exons. Gene Ontology annotation, molecular function: snRNA binding; 3'-5'-RNA exonuclease activity; metal ion binding. NCBI's taxonomy places the organism in Eukaryota, Metazoa, Chordata, Chondrichthyes, Lamniformes, Lamnidae. Gene Ontology annotation, biological process: snRNA 3'-end processing.